AUGCGCUUUGCUACACCUUUCGUCCUUGCCACGGUGUUAGGCCUCGCAAAUGCCGGAUUCAGUACCUACAAGGAAAUUGUAGAGGGCAAGGAUAACUCUGAUGCAAUCACCUACUAUGCGCUCGACCGAUCAGAUACACUCUUCUUAUAUAUUCAGAUUAUUUCUGGAGGCGACCACCAAUCUCUGAUCAGCGAUUUCAAGACCUUGGUACAGAAUUACGGUUCUCAAGGCAUAUCGGUCAUUCCUCGUGUACGGUACGGAAACAGCGAUGGCUCUGUAACCUCCGAACCGGACGACAAAGAUCAAAUUCUCGCCGAUGUAUCCACAUGGGCCAAAGUCUUCUCAGAUGUCUCCGGCUUGAUUAAAAUACCCGUGAUUCAGGCAGGCUUCCUUGGUACUUGGGGCGAAUGGCAUGAUGGGCCGUUCUGCCAGAACCGUGGUAGUGAUGACAGUGAGGCCAGUCUGCAGGUGAAGAAGUCAGUUGUCGAUGCGCUACUUGGUACUGGAGCAAAGGUUGCUAUUCGCUACCCGCAGGAUCACAAGGUAUUGUAUGACGGCGAUCGCAAGGUCACGAUUCAUAACGACUGCAUCUUUAAUGGUGGACCGAACGGAAACGAUGGUGGCACUUUCCCAUCGGAUGAUCGCCAGACUUGGAUCGACUACACAAAGCAGGUUGCCUCGAGCAACACGUACGGAGGGGAAGGAUGCGCCGAUGCUGGCGACUCUACCUAUGAUUGGAGCAACUUUGACGAUGUCUGCGGUAGCAAUGGGCUGGAAGCCUACAUUCACAAGUUUCAGAUCUCAUACUUUAACCCCGGGAAUCCAUCCAAGUUUAAAGAACUGUUCGACAAUAGCAACUAUGCCAGCUGUGUAGACGCAAUAGGAGCUGCCCUUAACCAAUAUCCCUAG
Molecule: messenger RNA, 909 nt
Organism: Clonostachys rhizophaga
Lineage: Eukaryota; Fungi; Ascomycota; Sordariomycetes; Hypocreales; Bionectriaceae
Source: the annotation of a GenBank genome assembly